CAUCUCUUCUUUCAGAGGAAUUACCGAAAUUGCGUCACCGGAAGUGACGUGUAUGGUCGUCCCGCAUACGGCUCCGCCUCUUCCUCCUCCUGUUGUUGAUACUAAGCCCGCUCCAGUCUACGCUCUUACAGGCGGUGUCCUUUUUUCCUCGUCCACAGAAAAGAUGGCGGAAGCUGUAUUGAUUGAUAUGUUCAGUCUUGAAUUCACUUCUCAUCAUUGCAUUAAACAGUUUUUGGAUGCGGCAAUGAAAAUUGUUCUAUUGAAAAGUGGUACUGCCGCUUCCAGCAUUUACAUCAUAUACUGUCAGAGCUUUGGAUGUGACAAUAAUGAUGCCAGAGAUGUGUUUCUUCAUGCCAUCAGGGCUUUCCAAGGCUUGAGGAAGCACGUUGAACUCAUCAGCACUGCUGGUGUCACUGCCACUCUGUAUAAUGUCAAGCAAAAACUGGAUGAAAAGAAUAUAAGCAGAGUGCAAAUUAUUCUGCCCAAGAGUAGGACUUGCCUGAUGAAAGCCUUUAUAGACCGUCUCUUCACACAAGUAUAUGCAUUUGAUUAUGAGUUAUUAGAACUCAGUUAUUGUGAGACAGAAAAUGCUUCACAGCCCUCUAAGGAUCAGACGUUUACUGAGAAACAGCUUGAACUUGUGGAGUGUGAUAUUCAGAUCUUCCUGGGAACCCUACCUGGCAAAGGAGAAAUGACUAUUCUUAAGUCCCCUUUAAUACCAGAGAAUACUUUCAAUCAUGGAUUUACCACACGCUGCGGUGGUGUGUCGUACAUUCCCGAGCUCUCUUCCUUGAACCUCUAUUCUAGCAACAACAGAAAAGACUCCCCUGCUGUGGUCAGUGAGAACCUGCGUCGUCUGUCCAUGGCUGUUGGCUUUAAUCACAAAAACUUCCAUCUUGUGAAGGCGGCUCAUGCCAGUGAUGUUUGGAUCAUGGGAAAGAACGAACCUGACAGCUAUGAUGGGAUAGUAACCAAUCAGAAAGGUGUGACAGUAGCAGCUCCUGGGGCAGACUGUAUACCUAUGCUUUUUUCCGAUCCUGUAAAUAAAGCGUUUGGUGCUGCUCACUCAGGUUGGAAGGGCACCUUGCUAGGAAUCUCGAUGGCCACAGUGAACGCCAUGAUAUCAGAAUACGGUAGUGAUGUGAAAGACAUACUAGUAGUCCUGGGCCCAUCAGUGGGACCGUGCUGCUUCACAUUAACUCGGGAGGAAGCCAAAGCCUUUUAUGACAUCGACCAACAGUGUGUCCGUCAGCUUGAGUCCUCCAACCCUAAUGUUGAUAUCAGAAAAGCAACACGAAUCCUUCUGGAACGUGGUGGAAUUCUGCCCACGAACAUUGAAGAUAAACUGGCAUUGUGCACCUCCUGUAACCAGGACCUUUUUUUCUCACAUACCCGAGAUGGAGAGAACUUUGGGACCCAGAUUGGAUUUAUUGCUGUCAAGAAUUAACUGCCCACUUUUUGCCAUGUUCUCUGUUAAUGUUAGUAUUUUAUGUUCAUUUUAUUUAUUUUUGUCUUUUUGUUAUUUUGCUUUUAUAGAUAAUUUCUUUCAUUAAAUGACCAAACAAUUGCGGCAUAUAUAACAUAGAUUGUCAAAAGAAUUUCCUUCUUAAAUGGACAUAAUCACUUGUAUAUAUGAGCACUUGUAGUAUUUUUAUUUUGUUAUUUCAACCACAUGGCAGCCCACUCUGUAAUAGUACAACAGGCAGGGGUCUUUGGAGGACCUAUGCCAAGCUUUACAGUGCUUAGUUUGCAUGGACACUUUCACUGCUGUAAUACACAGCCAGGAUUCUGUCAGAACUGCUGGGAUUUGAGUUCUCUCCAAUCUUUUAAGCUAUUUAAAGUGUUAAUGUCAUUAUAAAGAAAUUUAAAAAAAACUUUUAGGAAUGUCAAAAGAUUUCAUCAGUCAGGGUCUCAGUGCUUUGCCCUCACGGAUUGCUAGUUCUAGCAAUUGCACUCUUCACUUUCUGCUUCUGUGAUCAUUGCAAGAUAGGCUCUAUAAUAGUCUAUGGAGCCUGUCACUUGCAAAAAGCCUGAUCCAAGUGGUAAGCCAGGCAGUGAAGCGUGCUUUACCCAGCUAUAUCUUGUGAUGAGUGGGUGGUCUUAGCACAGAGCUUGAACAAUUAACUUUUUAACAUGUAUGCAUGAUAUGUCACGGUUUUUUAUAAUGACAAUGCUUUAAACCAGGGGUUCUCAACCAGUGGUACGCGUAGGGGUAUGCCACGGGUUGUGCAGGGGGAACGCCAAUGCGCUGACAAAUACGGCUAUGCAUUGGCCAGUAUUUGUCAGUGCACAGCGGAGAAUUGCCGCGGCAGCGUUCUGUGUAGUAUUGCGGCCAUGGCUACUGUAGGGAGCCGCAUGGUUGCUUGGGAGACGUGUAACCUGGGGAGCGCGGAGAUGCCGCACAGCGCAGGACGACGUGUGCCCUGCCGAACGGGACUCUGAGACGCUCUGUAUACCCAGACAGGCCACACACGGGAUGCGCUGUAUACCCAAAAAGGCUGGGUAAUGUUAAAAAAAUCAAAUAAGAUAAAAAAAAGUGUAAGGGAGGGAGUUUCUUUUUUGUGUAUAUGUGCCCAUGGGGGAUGAGGUGGAG
Messenger RNA from Hyla sarda, 2593 nucleotides. Its product is annotated as purine nucleoside phosphorylase LACC1-like. The record is from RefSeq and is a predicted model, not a curated record. Gene Ontology annotation, molecular function: copper ion binding. The coding region runs from base 53 to 1447 and encodes 464 amino acids. The transcript is spliced from 6 exons. Lineage: Eukaryota; Metazoa; Chordata; Amphibia; Anura; Hylidae.